CCCACUGUUUGCAAACCAAGACAGCACAGCUCAAAAGCCGCCUUGCUGCUGUUCAAAUACUAUUGAAAGGAGAACUCUGGAUUGUCUUCGCUUUCUACACUGUGAGUUCUGCAGGGGCCACCACGGCAGGAUAUCUGGCCAGAGAAGAGCAUUGCAGGCUGGGUUAGGAGCUAGGCCGUGGACCCAACUCCCAGACCCUCCAGAUUCCUAUACAUUUUGAGUUAUUGGGCCAUGGCCUCUAAGCCACAUCCUCCUCUGAUGAAGAAACACAGUCAGUCAGAUCUGGUGAGCAGGCUGAAGACCAGGAAGAUACUGGGGGUCGGAGGAGAGGACGACGAUGGAGAGGUACAUAGGUCAAAGCUCAGUCAGAUGCUGGGGAAUGACAUCAAGUAUCAGGUGCGAGAGCCUGUUGGUCUAAGGGUCUGGAUCCUCAUCUCUGCAGUAGCCUUCACAGUCAUGGCCUUGAUGGCCCUGGUGUUUCCCAACCAGCUUUAUGAGGUGGUGUUUGAAGAAGAGAUCAACAACCCCAGCAUCUCCAUCAGGCUCUAUGGAGGAGCGCUGCUCAGUCUGUCCCUCAUCUUGUGGAAUGGAGUGUAUACGCAAGAGAAGGUCAUCAUUCAAUGGACUCUGCUCAGUGAAGCAUGCUACUUUUCUGUCCAGUUUUUAGUGACGUCGGUCACCCUGGUGGAGAUGGGCUCGUUGCCCAACGCUGCCAUCCUCCUCCUCCUCAGCCGGGUGCUCUUCCUCCUGGUCACUCUGUUCUACUACUAUCACCUGGGGAGGGGACGACCCAAGAAGAUCUGAGGGGAGGGGAGAGGAGGGGAGGGGACGACCCAAGAAGAUCUGAGGGGAGAGGAGAGGAGGGGAGGGGAC
This is a messenger RNA of Coregonus clupeaformis (lake whitefish), 873 nucleotides long. RefSeq names its product tumor protein p53-inducible protein 11. The coding region runs from base 232 to 804 and encodes 190 amino acids. NCBI's taxonomy places the organism in Eukaryota, Metazoa, Chordata, Actinopteri, Salmoniformes, Salmonidae. The record is from RefSeq and is a predicted model, not a curated record. The transcript is spliced from 8 exons.